Messenger RNA from Saitoella complicata NRRL Y-17804, 697 nucleotides. RefSeq lists its product as uncharacterized. The transcript has a single exon. Bases 162 to 383 code for a protein of 73 amino acids. Lineage: Eukaryota; Fungi; Ascomycota; Saitoellomycetes; Saitoellales; Saitoellaceae. The record is from RefSeq and is a predicted model, not a curated record.
GACUUGAUGAUGGGAGAUAAAGGAGCAUAGACGAGCGUAGACGAGCGCGGAUGGGUGUCAUUGUUGUGAUUGUCCUCCUGCGGAUGGGAGAUUCGUAGAAGGACGGGGUUCUACCUCUCGUAGACUGCCCCAUCUCAUUGAUCUCGUUCACGACCAUAUGCAUGUCUAUAGCAUAUGCCUCACGCUCACGGACGUUCGCACACUCGAUCGAUUCUCCCUCACCCGGCCGCGGAACUCGGCACCCACCGCCCCAACUAAUGAAUCCCGUAGAACCACCCAGCAACUUUCAUCAAGCUGUCCGGCCGUACACUAAACUUGACAUGGCGAGCAUCCUCUGGCCUUCCUACCGCAUUACGAUCACCUUCACUCUAACUUGGUCGUAGCUUCCACCGGGUCAGUUUUCCCAAUGGCCGCUCGGAUAAACGUUAACGCGCACACAUGUGAAAACUCGCGCGAGCAGGCGACGAUUUGAUAAGAUCCAGAUCAAAGAGAUAAGAUCAAAUUGGUCGACAGAGGCCGUAGGCAGCCUGACUCGGUGGAGGUCUACACAAAAAGUUAGGAUACACGGCCUCGUUCAGCUGGGUGUACUUACGUCGCGAAACUUAAGUUAUACCGCCCCAAUUGGGCCGUCAUGUUGCCCGUGACUCAAUUCUCAAGCUUAAGCUUUGCGUUGUGCCGGCCUCGAGCUCAUUCCCAG